This is a messenger RNA of Callithrix jacchus (white-tufted-ear marmoset), 4238 nucleotides long. The record is from RefSeq and is a predicted model, not a curated record. NCBI's taxonomy places the organism in Eukaryota, Metazoa, Chordata, Mammalia, Primates, Cebidae.
GGACGCUUUCUUACUGGCUCAUAUUAGCCAUUGAUUGUGUUAGUGAUCAUCUCACCAAGGCCCCAGGGAGGGCUCAAUAAUCAGGCAUAGGGAGUUAGAAGUGGGCAAGAAGAAGAUUCAAGGGAAGGAAGAUAAGGUGACAGGUGACUACUAGGUGUCAGAUAUGACUAAGAAUUUUAUAUGUGUUGUUUCAAUUUUCUUAAUCACCCUGUAACAUAGCUAUUAUUCUUUUCCAUUUUGCAGAUGAGAAAACUGAGCUGUAUAGAAAGGUUGUCUGAUGUGUCUAAGAUAACACAGCUGGAAAGUUGAGGAGUCAGAAUUCAAAUUUAAGUCUGGCUGGUGUCAAAAUCCCCAGCCCAGUGACUUCCAUACUACGAAAUGGACAAAAGAGAUGAUCAGGUACCCAGAAGGGCAGAAAGUAGCUGAAUUACUAGUUGUUUUGAAUGCGCUAGGAAGGGAAGAGAGAUACAAUCUGAAAAACUAACAUUUACCACAUCAAAACAACACCCAGUAGGAAAGUUGACAGCCCUUUUCUGUCUUAAUACUGAUGGCAGUGGUGGGCCAUCCCGAGCAGCUGCUGCCAUUGCACCACCGGCUGCAGCCAGGCGGGACCCACCUCAGGCCCGGAGCCUCUGCCACUCUAUACCCUGGCACUGUGGCAUCGCUCUUGCCCACUGCCGCUGUGGGGAGGUGUGGGAGGUGGUGGACAGUCCCUGGAGCCUGCCCCUCGGAGCCUCCACGAUGGGGCCAAGCUGAGUUGCCUUCUGGUGUGGGGGCAGCAUGGUUGGGCACAGGGGCAUGCAGAGAGGGGCCCCGAGGUGGAGCUGGACCAAGGGUGGUGCUGCAUUCCAGGGAGCUGGCAGGAGCAAGGAGCAGGCAGGAGCCCCACCCUCCCAGGCGCCUCUACAGCCACCUGGGUUGGCAUCUCUGUAUUCUCAGGGGUCUGGGAAGCCCCCCUCUUACCCUCCUUAUGCUUGAAGGUGUCUGCUCCUACUGCCUGGCCUUUCCCUGCUGUUGGCUCCAAUCCCAGAGUGGAGUUGAGGCCAAAUGUGGGCACUGUCACAGCCCAGCUAGGUAUACACACACUUGGGGCAGUGCUGACAUGCCAGCUCCCUGGCACCUCAGUCCCCUCUGGACUCUGGGCAUUGACAAGCACAGGAGGGAGGCAAAGGAGGGUGCUGAGAACAGCCCAGUGCUGGCCCUGCCCAUGCUUCUUGACAUGAACAGCCUGGGUGUCAUGAACAGUAGCAGGAGGCAGACAGGCUCCUGGGUAGAAGGGGACUGGUCCCUAGUGAAGCCCCAUUCUCAAACCAGGGAGGACCUGAAGCCUGGGGGCCAGGGUCCCAGUCCCAGGGACUGGAGGGAGAACCUGUGGUGCUUUUCCCUGGGCCCACCCAUGGCCACCCAUGGACCAAUCAGCACAUACUUCCUCCCCUCUGAGGCCCAUAAAAACCCUGGAUUCAGCCAGACUCUGGCAGAGAACAGAGAAAAGAUAGAGAGAAGAGGGUGAGAUGAUGGGACCACCAGCUGCAGAGAGGAGCUGCCCACCCCAGGGACUCUUGUCCACUGAGAGCUGAGAAGACAAUGGGAUGAACAGCUGCAGAGAGGAACUACCCUCUCUGCUGACAGCUAGAUACUUGUUGGGAUGAACUUCCCAGCAGAGAGGAGCUUCCCUCUCUGAUGACAGCUGAACACUUUGAGAUACCCUGGCUAUGGAGAGGAGUGGCCCACUGCAGGUGUCCUCUGAGCUGUUCUAUUGCUCAAUAAAACUCCUUUUUGUCUUGCUCACCCUCCACUUCUCUGUGCACCUCAUUCUUCCUGGCACAGGUCAAGAACUCAGGACCUUCCAAAUGGCAAAACUAAAAGAACUGUAACCCAAACAGGGCUGAAACAUGCCCCUGCUUGCCACAUUGUGGGUGAAAAGGAGAGAAGAGCUGUGGCCCUUCAGGGAGCCCAGAUCUGAGAGCUCCCUGAGCCAGGGCUUUGACUCCCUCUUUGGGGUUCUGCAGUUCCUGCUGUCUCCAAGUUUCUGGGUUCAGCUACAUACCUUGAUGCCAGCUGGGGAAGCUGCUUGUGGUGCACCUGAUCCAGCUGCAACCUCACAGAGAACCAGUGCCUGUGCUAGCACCUGGAGCUGCCUGUUCUGUGGCAGUAGCCAGCAUGUCUAACAGCGCAGUGGCCAGACCCCACCCUAGCUUACACACCCCUUGCCACUCCACGCCUGACUCAUAGUCUCCCUUAGAGGGCAUGGAAUCCAGGCUGGUAGUGUGAACUGGGUGCAGCCUGCCAGACCGAGUGGGUGGAACAAGCCUAGAGCACCAAGCAAAACUCGGCAAAGGCUCCACCAGCCACAGCGGUUUCCAGCCAGAAAAGUGACACCCGAAGAUCCCAAAAUACCACCUUUCAGAUAUAUUGGCAAUUGACCAGGACACAUUUUUUAAAAUGUUCUCUUAAUUUCCUUAUAGUUUUUCCUGAUCCAUCACUGACAGAAAGGACACAUUUUAAACAUUCAGAGAGACCAGGUUUAAGGUGAGUAUACAGAGCUUUGUUGGGAAAAGCAGAUGUUCUGUACCUGAUGCUACCUUAGUUCAUGCAAAGAGUCCUCAUUUCUGUGACUAAGUGGAAAUCAGCUAUAGUUACUUGAGCACAUCACUAAGGCUUUUGUAAAUAAAAAUUCCUGAAUAAGAAAAUUAGAUACAUUCUUCAGUUCUGGUGUUGUUACCAAUGGUCUUAGUCAGUUUGAGCUGUGAUAACAAGUAUCCUAGACUGGGUGGCGUAAGCAACAGACACUCUGUUUCUCACAGUUCCAGAGGCUAGGAAGUCCAAGAUCAAGGUGUUGGCAGAUUCAGUUCUUGGUGGUGGCCCUCUUCCUGGCUUGUAGAUGGCUGACUUUUUGCUGUAUCUUCACAUGACACACACAGACAGAGAGUGAGCUGUUAGUCACUUCUUGUAAGGGUUCUAAUUCUAACAUGGGGCUCCACCCUGUGACCUCAUCUAAAUCUAACUACCCCUAAAGCCCCACCUCCUAAUACUCUCACAUUGUGGCUUAGAGAUUUAAUAUAUAAAUUCUGGGGGAAGACACAAAUAUUCAGCCCAUAACACUAACAAUCACUAAAUAAUGCAUACAUACAGAGUUUAGAAAUUGGCAAAGGAAAUUCACAUAAAUCACCUUAUUUGAACCUCACAGUUGUUACCUGUGAGGUAGCUAUUUUUAUUUUCCCUGUUUUACAGAUGAGGAAGCUAAGUUGAGAAGCAUUCAGUGAUUUCCCCAGGGUCAUCUGACUAGUCAGUGGCAAUGGUAGAGUGCAAAUUCAGGUUUUCUAAUUCCAAAUCCUGUGUUCAUUUAGCCACAUCAGGAAUCAGGCCAUUCUGCUCCUAGUGUUAACAACAGCAAUAACAAAACAGGAACAGCAGCUGAUGUUUAUUUGUUGCUGUACCAUGGGCCAGUCUGUUUAAAAAUAUUCUCUCUCAGGGUAGAUGCUAGCAUUUUAUUUUACAUCCCUGAGAAAACCUAAAAUCAGGGUUAAAUCACUUUCCGAGAUCACACAGCCAGUAUAUCACAGAACAAGUAUUUGAACCAGGUUUGGCUGAGUCUAGAGACUAUGUUCUUAAUAAGCCACUUUGCUAUAGUGGCCUUUGAAAUGCUCUUUGAAAGACAGUAUGUAAGAUGAAAAUAUUCUGUUAGAUAUAUUUAUUGAGAUUUUAGUCAGAAAUGGAUUUCUUGCCCAUUAAAAGCACUAGCAUCCUACACAGUGCUCUAUUGGAAGUCCUAUUUUUCAGGCACCACAGAUGGAGGACAGAUGUUUCUUUAUGCUCUGAAAGGUCCACUUUAUGUAGCUGACUAUAAUGAGAUUGUAUCUGGCUCUGAAUGUUGUAGGAAAUUGGUAUCAGGCAGAUCAUUCCAAGUGAAAGCCAAAUCAAAGGCAUUAUUGCACAGAUUUGAUAGAAAAAAGAAGAGCCAAAACAACAGGAUGUUAUUCAGUGGUAUGGGUGGAAAGUUUUCAGAGUUCAUUCUGAACCACACAGACAUUUUCAGAUGUGUUCUACCCUACGAUUCAGCCUGAAGUCAGAGAAGUGCAUGUACGCUUGAUUGAGACGUGUGUGACAGGGCGAGGUGGCAGGCGGAUUGGAGGUUGGGUGCCACAGGUGUGGGUAAUGCAAUUCUGAACUUCAUUUCAGUGUGCUUUGGAAUAACACGGAAAGCAUGGGGAGUGAGUGGAAACUGCUGUGACUUAAGU